ACAACCUCUCACACUUCAUGUAAAGAUUACAUGACUCUCUUGUAUGCUAACCCCCACCUAUUUGCAAGUAACUUUACUUGACCAACACCCCAAUUAAUAGUCAGAAAUAACUACUAAUUCCUAACUUAUACAGAAUAAGAAAUAAUUUCUAAUUCCUAAACUCAUACAAAUAGGAAAUAUUCCUUACCUAUUACUUCAAAUAACUAAAAUUACUUUCACACAAAACAAGGAAUUUACCUACAAGAAAUAAAGCCAAUUUCCUAAAAUUCAGAGGCUGAUCUUUCAACUUGAGAGAUUUAGAGAUGAAAAAUAACGAGACAAAAGAAAGAUGGAUUCAGCACUACAGUAGUUCCCAUAUGAUAUUGCUAGUAGGUGAAGGAGAUUUUUCAUUUUCUGCUUGUUUAGCCAAAGCCUUUGGCAGUGCUGCAAACAUGGUGGCAACAUGUCUUCAUACUGAAGCGAUGUUGUGGGAGAGACAUUGGACAAGCACAGCACAUCUUCAGGAAUUGAAAAGAUUGAGAGGCCUUGUUUUGUAUCAAGUUGAUGUCCGCAACAUGAACGAGCAUCCAUACCUGAAGCACAUGAAAUUUGAUGUCAUACUAUUUAACUUUCCCCACGCAGGGCAUUAUCGAUGGUUACGUGAAACAGACUCCAUCCUUAUUCGGAUGCACCAAGAUCUGAUAGCAGCUUACUUCAAAACAGCCAAAGAAAUGCUGCUAGAAGAAGGUGAAAUUCAUGUAAACGUUAGGGAUGAUUAUCCCUACAAUAGAUGGGAAGUUGAGAAGCUAGCAGAAUGUGCAGGUUUACAACUGAAAGACAAAGUUGAAUUUAGAAAAGAGAACUAUCCGGGGUACCAAAACAAGAGAGGAGGCAACAUAAAUUGUAACCAAAGAUUUCCACUGAAAGCAUGUUACACUUACAAAUUCACUUUGAAAGUGAGUGCUUUGGAGAAUAGUGAUGGCAGCGAAGUGUAUGACAGUGCCAGCAGUGAAUUCACCAGUAUUACAACCACAGUGGAGGAUCUACAAAUUUGAGGGCACAUUUAGGUUAUUGCUAAUAAAAGGAUGGUUAAUUUCUGGAAAUCCUAUGUGGCUAUUGGCCAUAUCAUAGACUCUGCAUCCUUACACUGAUGCUACGGUGGAAUAUGUAAAUUGGUAUUGGAAAAGUUAAUUAAUUGUCCAAAAAGAAAGGAAGAAGAUUUUCAUGUAUUGCAUGCAAUGUUUUAAAAGUCGGAUUGAGGAUUGACCCGAUUGAGUGAUCGGUCCAAUGUUAUUGGUUCAACCAAUUCAAC
This is a messenger RNA of Coffea arabica (coffee), 1291 nucleotides long. RefSeq lists its product as uncharacterized. Gene Ontology annotation, molecular function: rRNA (uridine-N3-)-methyltransferase activity. Lineage: Eukaryota; Viridiplantae; Streptophyta; Magnoliopsida; Gentianales; Rubiaceae. Gene Ontology annotation, biological process: rRNA base methylation. Gene Ontology annotation, cellular component: cytoplasm. The record is from RefSeq and is a predicted model, not a curated record.